Molecule: messenger RNA, 942 nt
Organism: Heterotrigona itama
Lineage: Eukaryota; Metazoa; Arthropoda; Insecta; Hymenoptera; Apidae
Source: the annotation of a GenBank genome assembly
AUGUUCAACAUGAACAGUCGUCAAAUACUUUACAUAGUGGAACUGUUUGGAACAUUCACGUGCACUUGGCCACCUGAUCCGAAUAGUAGUAAGAAACAAAUUAUUUUCCGCAAUAUACGAUGGUUGUUCGCGAUGUUAAAUUUGAUUUUAUUGACGAUAUCCUUGACACUUGCUCUGUAUUACUUUCGACAUAAUGUAUCUAUAUUAAUGAAAAGUAUCUCUGAGCUGACUGCUUUGCUCGAGGCGGUCCUUGAUUUAAUUCUUUGUCGAAUGAAUAACGACCAACUGCAGGUCCUCAUAGGAAAAGUGAAAACGUUCAUAGAAGUGGCCAAUGAAUAUGAAACUAAAACAAUGGAAAGAUACAUGGCUCGUUACAAACAAUUUCUCUCAAUAACCGCAUCGGCAUAUAUCAUAUGUUCGAUCUUAUUCACUUUAGGGCCUUUUUUUUCGGCCCAAGAAUUACCAAUAGAUGGGUGGCUUCCAUUCUCCACUGAAUCGUCUGGAAUAUAUUGCAUAGUUUACAUUAAUCACGUUUACUGUAUUUAUCUAACGACAUUCUGCAUCGGUGUAGACUUCAUGAUCGUCAUUCUGUUCAGUUACUCUGCGGCCAAAUUAAACAUAUUAGAAGUGAAACUACGACGUGUGAACGAUUUCGAUGUACUGGUAAGCUGCGUCAAGGAACAUCAAGAAAUAAUAGGAUUUGUGGAGGAUACUAAAACUACUAUUGAAACUUUAUUAUUCAAAACGAACGCCACGAUGGGAAGCGCAGUGAUAUGCGGGGGUUUCCCCUUGAUUUAUAAUCAAUCAUUGACCGUAAUGGGCAAGUUUAUUUUUGUGAUGAUAUCUGGCUGCACCCGCAUGUACGUCAACGCCUGGCCAGCAGAUGAUUUGCAAGAAUGUGUAAGCCAGCCAAUAGUAAUGUUGUUAGAACAUCUCAUCUAG